This is a messenger RNA of Cajanus cajan (pigeon pea), 1815 nucleotides long. RefSeq names its product F-box protein SKIP22. NCBI's taxonomy places the organism in Eukaryota, Viridiplantae, Streptophyta, Magnoliopsida, Fabales, Fabaceae. Gene Ontology annotation, molecular function: protein binding. The record is from RefSeq and is a predicted model, not a curated record.
UCUUGAGGCUCCCAGAAUGGUGCAAGUCGGUUAAACUUAAAGAUAAAAGAACUGAGGCAUCGUUUCACGACACACAAAACCUUCCUCGCUUUUCCCAUCCAUCAAGAGAGACACAAUGAAGCUGAGACUCAGAUCUUUGGAAUCCAAAGAAACCAUUAAAAUACAAGUCCCUGAUUCCUGUUCUCUGCAGCAACUCAAAGACACCAUUUCUCACACCAUCUCUUCUUCCUCUUCUCUGCAUCUCUCCCUCAACACAAAGGACGAGAUUCGCGCCUCUUCGCCCGACCAGCCCCUCCACUCCCUCGGCUUCAUCACCGGGGACCUCGUCUUCUACUCUCUUAACCCCACCGCCUUCUCCCCCGAAACCCUAGCCCACAAGCCAGAAACCACUUCCCGCCACGGACCCACCAUCCAAGCCUUGCCGGAGAGCCUUGAUGACGACGCACCUUCGAUUCCCACCACGGAAAAGCCUCCAACUUUGGAUGAUGCGGAAGCGGAUACCGUCGACACGAUUGAUGGGUCUAACGAGGCGGUGGUGGUGAGUACUAAUUCGGAGCCUUUCUUUGUGAGAAGGGUUCUAAAAGAAGCGCUUGGAAACAACGUUAGUGAUUUCAAGUUGUUAGUGUUCACUGUCCAUGGUAUUGUUCUUGAGUCUGGGUUUGUUCGAGUCGAUCUUGAUUCGGUUAUGGAUGUUGGUUGUUCUCACAUGCUUGAGGAUCCUCCUUCAGUGUUUUCUUCUGUGGUAUCUUUGAGGUAUACCCUGCCUGAGAUUCUGACUAAUGGUGCUUCACAUAGUGUGAAUAUUAAAUUUCAAACAUUGGGGCAUUUUGUGAACGUGUGUGGAUCUUUGUCUGAUGAUGUUGGGUCGAGGUUGCAUUGUGUUUGUUUGGAUAAACGUAAAUGUGUUAGGCCUUUAGAGUUGAUGCUGGCAAAUUGUGAAUCUAAAGGUAGCGUUAAUGACAGUGGAGAUUUUCAGUUUGGAAAUGAAGUUUUUGAAAUGUGGAAGAUGGUGAAAGAUAGGCUUGCGUUGCCGUUGUUAAUUGAUCUUUGUGAGAAGGCUGGUUUGGAUCUUCCACCUUGUUUCAUGCGGCUACCAAUGGAGCUUAAGCUCAUGAUUUUAGAGCGUCUUCCCGGAGUUGAUUUGGCCAAAGUGGCUUGCACCUGCUCGGAAUUGCGAUACUUGUCCACCAACAAUGAAUUGUGGAAGAAGAAAUAUGAGGAGGAGUUUGGAGAAGUGGGAGAGAGCAGAGGGCGCAUUUUCAAGGAUUUGUUUGCUUUAUCCUGGAAAACAAAUAAGAGGUGGCAAGGGAUUUCUUAUCGUGGUUUUUCAAGACCCUGUAUUCCCCCACCCAACCCUUUUCGAAUUCCUCCAUUUUGGGGUGGAGGAUAUGGUAUGCAGCCAGUAGCAUUCCCUAAACCCCCACCAAGGCGGUUUGUCAUUCCCCCGUGUGUUCUUAGAGAAUUCAAUCAAUAACCUGGCGACUUGAAUUCUCCUUAUUAAGUGAUGUGUAGUGUUCGGCCCAAUCCUUGGUAUGGAAAAUACAUUGCUAGAGCGAAUGCAUCAUAGAUGACUGGUUGUCAAUGAAUUAUGUUUGAGCAUUGAUUCUAGACCCUUUUUUUAAGUUAGUAUUGUGAAUUUUGUGACAAUUUUACUUGUUUAGUCUUUUGGUUAUACAUUUUGAAUAAGAUGAUAGAUUCCAAAUAUGUUGUCAGGACACAGUUGUUCUUCAAUCUCUAUGCAUUGCCUUUGGUUCACAUCUUCCCAUUUAUGCCAAGGGAAAACCAAAAAUGUAUGAACCUCUUGUUUUUUGUUUA